Messenger RNA from Schistocerca piceifrons (Central American locust), 1059 nucleotides. RefSeq names its product spore wall protein 2-like. The record is from RefSeq and is a predicted model, not a curated record. Lineage: Eukaryota; Metazoa; Arthropoda; Insecta; Orthoptera; Acrididae. The transcript has 5 exons. The coding region runs from base 1 to 1059 and encodes 352 amino acids.
AUGGAGAAUGAGGAGGCAGUGAGUGAGAGUGACUUGGAGGCAUUUUCAUCUUCAGAAGUUACUCUCGGACCUAGCGUAUUGAGUAUAGAGAAGACGGAGGAUGAGGAGGCAGUGAGUGAGACUGACUUGGAGGCAUUUUCAUCUUCAGAAGUUACUCUCGGACCUAGCGUAUUGAGUAUAGAGAAGAUGGAGGAUGAGGAGGCAGUGAGUGAGACUGACUUGGAGCUUAUCCACGGCAUGGAGGAGUUAGUGCGGGUUUUGGUCGAGCAGCAGAGGGAGCUCAUGGCCACCACGAAACAAGUGCUUCCGGCGUUGCUCUCCACGCAGUGUGCUCCAGCGCUGUUCCCUCCUCUCUUUCCUCCGUAUGACCAGACGGCGGAGCAUUGGGACGCGUAUGAACAUCGCCAGAAGAAGAAGGAUGAGGAGAAGAAGGAUGAGGAGAAGAAGGAUGAGGAGAAGAAGGAUGAGGAGAAGAAGGAUGAGGGGAAGAAGGAUGAGGGGAAGAAGGAUGAGGGGAAGAAGGAUGAGGGGAAGAAGGAUGAGGGGAAGGAGGAUGAGGGGAAGGAGGAUGAGGGGGAGGAGGAUGAGGGGGAGGAGGAUGAGGGGGAGGAGGAUGAGGGGGAGGAGGAUGAGGGGGAGGAGGAUGAGGGGGAGGAGGAUGAGGGGGAGGAGGAUGAGGGGGAGGAGGAUGAGGGGGAGGAGGAUGAGGGGGAGGAGGAUGAGGGGGAGGAGGAUGAGGGGGAGGAGGAUGAGGGGGAGGAGGAUGAGGGGGAGGAGGAUGAGGGGGAGGAGGAUGAGGGGGAGGAGGAUGAGGGGGAGGAGGAUGAGGGGGAGGAGGAUGAGGGGGAGGAGGAUGAGGGGGAGGAGGAUGAGGGGGAGGAGGAUGAGGGGGAGGAGGAUGAGGGGGAGGAGGAUGAGGGGGAGGAGGAUGAGGGGGAGGAGGAUGAGGGGGAGGAGGAUGAGGGGGAGGAGGAUGAGGGGGAGGAGGAUGAGGGGGAGGAGGAUGAGGGGGAGGAGGAUGAGGGGGAGGAGGAUGAGGGGGAGGAGAAGAAGAAUUAG